Messenger RNA from Nerophis lumbriciformis (worm pipefish), 1544 nucleotides. RefSeq names its product muscle segment homeobox 3 (gene msx3). The record is from RefSeq and is a predicted model, not a curated record. Gene Ontology annotation, biological process: regulation of transcription by RNA polymerase II; embryonic morphogenesis. Gene Ontology annotation, cellular component: nucleus. Gene Ontology annotation, molecular function: DNA-binding transcription factor activity, RNA polymerase II-specific; RNA polymerase II transcription regulatory region sequence-specific DNA binding. NCBI's taxonomy places the organism in Eukaryota, Metazoa, Chordata, Actinopteri, Syngnathiformes, Syngnathidae.
GUCACUGUGAGAGGACUUCAGUAGCGGUAAACAGUCGUCAACAUUUUACUCUUUUGGCUCGACGAGACAAGCAAAACAUCGACCGGGGGAGCGCGGAGGGAUAUUUGGGUUGUAUGGCACCUCAGUUGUGCGUCAUGAAUCCUGCGCAAGGAUCGCCACCCUCGGCUGCAGCACCGGAGGACGUCUCCGCACCGGAGCGGCUCGACCCGUCACCUGUCACCAGAUGUAAAGGCGCACGAGUGGAUCUGCCUUUUAGUGUGGAAUCGCUCAUAUCUGUAGACAGGACGCAGGCAAGAACUCUGCGAUUGACGGAGCCCAGCAGAGGAUGCGUGAGGAUAGAGGAGACUCCGACAGUGGAACUUAAAACCGAGGAUGUGGACGUCAACGACACGGAGAAAACCCACUGGCUCCAGUCUUCACCUCCUAGACUCCCCAGCCCGACACAUUGCAAUCUGCGCAAACACAAGAACAAUAGGAAACCCAGAACUCCCUUUACGAGCUCUCAGCUGCUGUCCCUGGAGAGAAAGUUCCGUCAGAAACAAUAUCUCUCCAUCGCGGAGAGAGCGGAGUUCUCCAGCUCACUCAGCCUCACAGAGACCCAAGUCAAGAUUUGGUUUCAGAACCGCCGGGCCAAGGCCAAAAGACUGCAAGAAGCCGAGCUGGAGAAGCUCAAGCUGGCCGCCAAGCCUCUGCUGCCGGCCUUCGCGUUCCCCUUCCCGCUGAGCGCACCAAUGGGCGCCCCGGCCCUCUACGGCCCUCGGCCCGCCUUACACGCACCAGGACUAUUCGGUGGACCUUACGGGAUGUACUACUUGUCUUAACCUUUUUUAAAAGACGUGUUGUGUGAGACAUGCUGCCUUAAAAAUGUCCAUAAAAGUAUCUUUUAAAUGAAGAAAUAUGUGAGGAUAUUUAUUUAAGAACAAAUAAUCUAUUCAUUUCUUUAAUAAAUAUAUUAGUUAAAUUAUUCCAUUAAAAUGCACAAUUGGCCUUUAGAAAAUCUAACGAAUAAAGACCCAAAUUACUUUUAAAAUUAAAAUUAAACUAAUUGUAAAGCCUGCAAAAAAAGAAAUUGCAACACUUAAUUCCAAUAAUAAUUUAAAAAAAAUUAUAAACUGAGGAUAUAAACUUACUGGGUUUAUUGUAAAAACUUUUGACAGGAUUUAUGUAUAAAGUAUAAAAGCCCCCCAAAAAAUUACGUGACAUUCCUAAUCCAAAGAUAUACCAACAAUUCCAAUUACAUAAUUUUAUUUCAAAUCGUCCAUAAAUUUAUGUCAAUACAAGAACUUAUUUUACCAAUGCAGUUGAUUUUUCCACAUUGAUAAAAAUAAUGAAAUAUUUCUACAUCUUUGAAUUUAAAUUAAAACGGACCUCAAGUUGUUUUUUGACUUUGCACAGAUGCUUAAAAAGCUCUCACAGGACAGGAAGCUAUAUAGCGACAUGUGUAAAUAAAAGUUGAUGUAUUUUAUAUUCAGUGAGUGAAUUUGCAUCUGUUAUUGUGUGAAUUAUAUAUUUGUUGACGGAUGGGGAAAAAAACAUUUUGGAAA